GGUAACUUCCCCACCUUUUCGAAGAGCGGGGGUCCCAGGGGACUCACCCUCACAACUGUCGGUCCCACCGUCGAUAGGCAGGUAAAAACAGUCAGAGACACAUACAAACAACAUCAUGGCACCAUCAUCACGUCCAGCAGUCUACAGAGCCACCGGGAUCAAACGCCCCCUCACCGAACAGGAAUUGGUCACGGCACUCGAGAAGCUCUUCUCCGAGGAUGGAACCAUCCAGAUCCAGGCGAUGAUUUCCCCCGGGUGUUACUCGCACGAUGUCAUUGACGUUGCGCUGGUUACCUUCCUACCAAAAGCACCGACAUCUCUAGAAGAGAUGAUCAGAAAUCGCGACAGCGUCCUGAUUGAUACUGAGAAGGGACAGCUGUUGUUCGACAGGAAUUUUCAUGGACUCACACAGCUCUAUCCCACAACGAAAGGAGUUGCUGUCACUGCCGAUAUCGUCGCCGUCACGGGCCUCGACGGCCAUGCCUACGGAUCUUGGAGGUCAAGAGAAUCCGGAAAGAUGUGGCUUCGCGACUUCCUCUCGGAAAGUUUUCCCACUUGCAGAACAAUGAUAUACGGCUACGACUCCAAACUAGGGAGCACCGUGGGCAUGCACAGGAUACUAGACUAUAAACGUGCGUUUAUAGAGGAUCUCAAAAUGACGCGAAGAUUGACGGAGUCUACGGAUCGGCCACUUAUCUUCAUUUGUCACAGCUUUGGUGGUAUCAUCGUGGCUCAAACUUUAGUAUCCGCGGCCAGAGCUGAAAAAUUUGCCGAUCCUACGCAAUAUGCGAUCUUCACCGCCACUCGCGGCAUCAUGUUCUUCGGCACGCCACAUCGCGGACUUUUGACGGAAGAUAUCCUGAGUAUGGUGGAUAGAAAUGAACAGCCGGAAAGAACGCGGCUAGUGGAAUCGAUCGAUACGAGCUCGCAGGAACUACGAACUGAACUGGAAGGCUUCAUCGGAAUCGCUGCGGUAGGGAAGUUCAAGGUUUUCAGCUUCUAUGAGACCAAGAAGUCCCGAAAGUUGGUCAAGGGUCCGAGUGGUGGUUUUAGUAGGAGUGGUGACUGGUUUUUUCCGGUGGCUAAUGACUCGGCUUUGCUUGACCUGCCGGGCGAUUCGGAGGUCGCGAUUCCGGUACACGAAGACCAUUCCAACAUCGUCAAGUUUAGUAGCCCUCAGGAUUCAACCUUUGAGAUCGUGCGGCAUCACAUCUCGGAGGUGAGUGCAGGGCUGUGAAUAUUGGAGCCAACGAACUGGUUCAGUUAGCGGGUGGAUUAUAUUGUAGGCAUUUCAAUUUAUUUUUCAGGCGUCAGACUUUCAGUUAGUGCAGCUUGUUUGUGAUUUAUAACCUAGGUAGUUUGAUUGUUACUAUAAACUGCUUUCACUGCCAGUUGGAAAGAGG
Molecule: messenger RNA, 1403 nt
Organism: Tricharina praecox
Lineage: Eukaryota; Fungi; Ascomycota; Pezizomycetes; Pezizales; Pyronemataceae
Exons: 5
Coding region: 116-1237 (373 amino acids)
Source: RefSeq, a predicted model, not a curated record